This is a messenger RNA of Zeugodacus cucurbitae (melon fly), 1186 nucleotides long. Its product is annotated as alpha/beta-tubulin-N-acetyltransferase 9. The coding region runs from base 182 to 811 and encodes 209 amino acids. Gene Ontology annotation, biological process: protein acetylation. The record is from RefSeq and is a predicted model, not a curated record. The transcript has a single exon. NCBI's taxonomy places the organism in Eukaryota, Metazoa, Arthropoda, Insecta, Diptera, Tephritidae. Gene Ontology annotation, molecular function: N-acetyltransferase activity.
UUAUUUAUAUAUCUUAUAUAAAUUUAAGGGAAUUCACCAAUUUCAGUGUUUCCAUAUAAUAUUCGCUGACACUCGUCUUAAUCGUUCACAUUUUUCGAAACAGCUGAUUCGCGUUGUCUAUUUAUGUAAAUAAAUAUAUUUUUGUCAAAUUUAAAAAUACCAAACUUCUACCGACCACAAGAUGCGACUGAACGAGAACACCAAAAUUGUUGGGAAAAAAGUUAUUUUAGUUCCAUACUGUGCAGCACAUGUGGAAAAAUAUCACGAAUGGAUGAAGUCGCCAGAAUUACAAGAGUUGACAGCUUCAGAACCCCUCACGCUGCAAGAAGAAUAUGAGAUGCAACGCAGUUGGCGUGAAGAUGAGGACAAAUGUACAUUUCUUGUUUUAUGCAGAACUACUUAUGAACAAACCAGUGAUGAAAUUUAUUCGCUGGUUGGAGAUACAAAUCUAUUUUUAAGAAUAGAGGAUGACGUUGAGGAUGUAAACGCAGGCUGUCAAGUGGCCGAAGCAGAGAUAAUGAUUGCAGAACCAGAAGCACGCGGUAAAGGUUAUGGAUGGGAAGCAAUGCUUUUGUUGUUGAAAUAUGCCUUACAAAAUUUAAAUAUUAAAAAAUUUGAAGCCAAGAUUGGUACAAAAAAUGAAAAAUCGUUACACAUGUUCGGAAAAAUGCAAUUCAAAGAAGUAUCACGUUCGGCUGUAUUUGAAGAAGUGACAUUGGUACUAAUAGUUGAUGAAGAGUGGAUUAAAUGGUUGGACGGGCAAGUGACUUUGCGUUGUGAAAAUUAUAGAAGUACCGGGUCACAUAAAUAAACAACUAACUAACUAUAACAUUUAAGGAAAUGUUUUUUUUAUCUAUCUGCCUGUCUUAACUUUCUUUAAUUUCCAUUACUAUAUACAGCAGAUGAAUUAUAACAACAAUUUUUGUGUGAAAAAUUUAAACAAUAUUUAUAAUUUAUUUCUUUUUCGAUUAAUCACAAAUGCCUAAAAAUUAGAUUAACACUCAAAGAAUGUCCACUAUGAAGCAAACAAUGAAGGCAGAAUAAUGUCAAUAUUAACUAUUGUGAUAAAAUGAUAUUCAUAAAAAAAUAUUGUGUACAAAUUAAAAACUCAGUAAUUUCACAGUUUAAAAUUGUCGUUUGCCGAAGUUGAAAAAUAAAUAUUUUAAUUUAUUUUAAGAGCGAUGAA